UUAUGAGAUAAUCCUGCACUUUCCAUCUCUAUGCCACACUUUUCUAUCUCCUUUUAUCUCUCUGCAAAACAAAAACCCUAAAUCUCUCCUCUCUCAUCAGCUCCUCCAUACCUCUUUUGCUCAGUUUUAAUUUUUAUCUCAGCUCAUCAUCUAUCUCCCAGUUAUCAGCCCAUUCCUUUCUCCAUCCUUUCUCUUGCAGAGCCUUUCUGUUCUUUUUCCUCAACUCUUGGGCGAACUUUUCAAAAUAAGGGAGACUGAGAAGCAUGGAUGUUGACAGGAUGAAAUCAUCAUUAUCAUCAGGAGAGGAACAAAUUGACAUGAUGACAAUGAUGAUGCAGAUGGAAAAGCUUCCUGAUUUCUGUGAGCCUUUUCACAGUACUUCUUCUACUUCUUCUUCUACACUGCAACAAAUCCAAUUCUCCAAUGGAAACCCCCCUAACAUUGUAACAUCACCACCUAUUUAUCACCACCCACAUGCCUCCACUUCUCCUAAUCUCAUCACGCCACCUCAUCCCUCCAUGCCAUUUAUGCCCACUCCAAUGCAAGAAACCUUGACAGGAUCUCUCCAGCCCAACAUGGUCGCUGGCAAACUCAAGUAUCCACCACAAUUCUCAAAUGCAAACUCAUUCUUAUCUUCAAUGGAGAAGAAGAACUCCACUGCAGCAAUUAGAGAGAUGAUCUUUCGUAUAGCUGCAAUGCAGCCCAUUCAUAUUGACCCAGAAUCGGUUAAGCCUCCAAAGCGAAGGAACGUGAAGAUAUCCAAGGAUCCACAGAGUGUAGCAGCGAGACAUAGAAGGGAAAGAAUAAGCGAGAGGAUAAGGAUUCUGCAGAGACUAGUUCCAGGAGGCACCAAAAUGGACACUGCUUCUAUGUUAGAUGAAGCUAUACAUUAUGUAAAAUUUUUGAAGAAGCAAGUGCAAUCUUUAGAACAAGCUGGGGCUAAUAGAUCCUUGGGUGGAUUUCCCUUCUCAGGAUUGACAAUGCCUAACAUGGGUUACUCUUCUUUGAUGAACAAUUGCCAGCCAGCUCCAAAUAUGGUGGGCUCAAUGCACAUGCUUAGAUGAGAAAGAUAGAGAGAAUUGGGUGGAUUAGAUUCGUAUGUGUUAAUCAAAUGCGUACUAGUGAUGGUUUUGAAGCUUGUAAAUUAAGUAAUCAUGUUAUUCUGUUUAAUUUUG
Manihot esculenta (cassava) is the source of this 1175-nucleotide messenger RNA. RefSeq names its product transcription factor HEC1. NCBI's taxonomy places the organism in Eukaryota, Viridiplantae, Streptophyta, Magnoliopsida, Malpighiales, Euphorbiaceae. Bases 264 to 1064 code for a protein of 266 amino acids. Gene Ontology annotation, molecular function: protein dimerization activity; DNA-binding transcription factor activity. Gene Ontology annotation, biological process: regulation of DNA-templated transcription. The record is from RefSeq and is a predicted model, not a curated record. The transcript has a single exon.